Messenger RNA from Aspergillus steynii IBT 23096, 1128 nucleotides. RefSeq lists its product as uncharacterized. Bases 1 to 1128 code for a protein of 375 amino acids. Gene Ontology annotation, molecular function: metallopeptidase activity. The transcript has 8 exons. NCBI's taxonomy places the organism in Eukaryota, Fungi, Ascomycota, Eurotiomycetes, Eurotiales, Aspergillaceae. The record is from RefSeq and is a predicted model, not a curated record.
AUGAAGCUACACACCCAUGCCAUCGAAUGGAUGACAAGCCUACAAGCGCUUCUGUGGGCAAUUCUUCCGUCCCAUACAUCUGCGUCCCCUUUCAUAUCAUCUCCCGACCUUGUACAUUACGAUGUUCCAUCCAAGAACUCCAACAUUAUCGACGAGCCUCCUCCGAAGUCGAAAAGGAAAACCAACUAUCCCGCGGUGACGUUCUCUUCAACAUGCAGUCCGGUCCAGAGACAGUAUAUCAUUGACGAGUUAAGUGAGAUAGAGACAAUGUUGAAUGAAGCGCAAACCCAAAUCACCACUAUGCUGCAGAUCAUUCGAGAAAGACAGCAGCCGAAAGAUUGGGGACCUCGCUUUGACGAAAACACCAGACUCCUGAAUACCUGGCAGGCUUAUGUUGAGAAGAUUCAACUUAAUCGCAGGGCCACAUUAGGUCCAGGGCAAGCACCUCGGAGCCCGUGGAAAGUGGCGGAGGGCAAUAUGAAGACCAUGUAUGAGAAAUAUUACAAUAUGGACCAGGUCUUAAAAGCACAAGCCUUAAAUGUCAUGUUUCAUUGCGAUGAUACAUUUCUAAAGUAUCAAGAAAAAGAAAGCAACAAAAGUUUUCGCCUAUAUAAAGACGAAAGGAACGAAGCCACAGACGGUCCCCGAAAUGCAAACAUCCCCCUUCCAGCUUCCUUGAGGCUGUGCCACGAGUCCACCUCAAUCAGCGGAUACAGAUAUACAAACUCAGUCUCAGGACAGGAGGAGAUUUAUAUCUGCCCGAUAACGUUCGAAAAGGCCAAGACAUCCAACAAGCUAACCCAGUUCGCUAACGAAAUGUCCACCCUGAAAGGGAAAACGAUCGAUGAAAUAUUUUUCAAUUCGACAGCAAAUACCAUUUUUCAUGAGCUCACCCACUGUGAACACAUUCUUGGGAAUGAAAGAACCGCUGAUCAAGUCUAUGUCAAAAACGGCAAAAGCUUAAAGGCGUAUCAAGCAUCGGGAAUUAUGGAGCUUUCUUACUUCAGACCGGAUCUUAGUCUGAAAAAUGCCGAUACACUCACAUAUUUCGCACUAGGUAGCCGAGGAAGCACCGAGGAAGCACCGAAAAUGCCGAGGUUCUGUCAACUGUCCGGAAUCGAGAGAUAG